ACAUCUCUCAAGUCUGGAGGUGAGUGAACGCACUGCGUCUGUCUCGCGUGUGCAUCAGAGCGCGACUGUUGGUGCCUUGCACGGUGGCUUGACAGUGGUAACAUUGAUGAGCUGCUUGUGACUAUACCAAGGCGGCUCGGUACUGUCUGUGAGCGAGAACCAGACACGGUGGAGGGAGACCAAGUCCCCACACGUCGCGGUAAUAUAUGGCAAAUAAUCGCACGUCACGACCGGUGCUUGUUGCUGGACGCUGGUGCUCGCUGUCCUGUGAUAAGAAACAAAUGAAGGCAGCAGUGCUGUGCAGCGUGGCAGUGGCGGUGGCGGUGGCGGCCAUGGGUGGCAGCGUAGCGGGGAUCCUGCCGCCCCCUGACAGACAUUAUAAGUUCCUCAUGCUUCUUCCUGUCUCCAGUAAGAGUCACAGGAACAUGUUCCUGGCCCUGGCGGAUGCUCUGGCUGAUCGCGGCCACAAGAUCGUGAUGGUCACAAAUCACCCAGCAGUAGCCACACAUCCAAACAUCCACGAGAUCCACCACGGCCUGAAGCACGUCAAUAUGACAGACAUGUUCAACAGAGGGAGAGAAAUGUCUGGUGCGUACGCACAUUUUCAGUAUUUUUUGCCAUCUAUGGCACGCGACUUGUACGACGUACCAUCAGUGAAGCGGCUGUAUGAGAAGAGGAAGGAAUUUGACCUCAUCAUUGUCAAUCACAUGUUCAAUGAGAUAGUGUACCCGUUCGUGCACGAGGUUCCCUUCAUCACCGUGGCCACCCUCUCGAUGGACCAACGCCAAAGUGCUGUAUUGGGGAAUGUUCUCAACCCUUCCUAUGCCCCCAGCAUACAGGUGGGCUACGCAUUCCCCAUGAGUAUGUGGACGCGCCUAAAGAACGUAUUCUUUCAUUUCUGGCUUUCCUUCUACUGGAGGAAGUGGGCUGUUGUUCCUAGCAUACAAGAGGAGAUCUCGGCCAAGUUCCCCGACUUGCCGCCGCUGCUGGAGAUCGAAAGGAACCAGAGUCUGACACUGGUGAACACUCACUUCAGCAUCACCACGCCGGUGCCCCUCCUGCCCUCACAGGUGGAGGUGGGCGCCAUGCACUGCCGCCCUGCCAAACCGCUGCCGCAGGACCUGGAAGCGUGGAUCACGGGCGCGGGCUCUGCAGGCGUCAUCUACUUCAGCCUGGGCUCUGUCGCCCACGGGGAAACCCUGCCGCCCAAGUACCGGCAAGUCUUCGUGGAGGCCUUCCGCAGACUGCCGCAGCGGGUGCUGUGGAAGUACGAGGGGGAGCUGGAGGGCGUGUCUGACAAUGUGAGGAUCAGGAGCUGGCUGCCCCAGCAGGACAUCCUGGCUCACCACAACGUGAGGGUGUUCAUCUCCCACGGCGGCCUGCUCAGCCUGCAGGAGUCUGUGUAUCACAACACGCCCCUCCUCGUCCUGCCGAUCUUCGGGGACCAGCCCAAGAAUGGCAUGUUCGUGGAGAACUCUGGUCUGGGCCACAUGUUGGUGUGGGAGGAGCUCACCGCUGACAGCAUCGUGGACGCCCUCACCGACAUCGUGAGCAGCCCAAGGUACAAGGACAAGGUAGCCGCCAUGUCGGCGUCCUUGAGGGAUCAGCUGACGACGCCGCAGGAGCGUGCUGUGUUCUGGACGGAGUACGUGAUCCGCCACCGGGGGGCGCCCCAGCUGAGGUGCCCCGCCGCCCAGCUCUCCUGGGUGGAGUUCCUUAUGUUGGACGUGGUGGGCCUCCUGCUGCUGGCGCUGCUGCUGCUGCUGUUCCUCGUCCGCCAACUCUUGCGCGGUGUCUCCGCAGCACUCCUCGGCGGCGGCGGCAAGAAGAAGAGGGACUAAUUUAGACUAACUGAAGGUUAAUAUUCUUUGGCAUGUAUCUGUAAUUUUUCUUCGGGAUAUAUUGAGGUAUUAUCUAUUGCGCUUAAUUAUUGAAUAUAUAUGACAAAGCGGUCUCGGGAUAGGGACUUUACAUACUUGUUGCCCAAAAAUUAUGUAACUGCUUCAAAUGGCACCUAACAUUUAAGUAACUACUUCAAAUGGGCUGUUUACGAAAAUAAACUUAAAGAUAUUGUAAUUCACACCUAACAUUUAAGUAAGCAUAAUAAAAUGUUUCAAGUAU
Molecule: messenger RNA, 2121 nt
Organism: Scylla paramamosain (green mud crab)
Lineage: Eukaryota; Metazoa; Arthropoda; Malacostraca; Decapoda; Portunidae
Product: UDP-glycosyltransferase UGT5-like
Exons: 8
Coding region: 207-1841 (544 amino acids)
Molecular function (GO): UDP-glycosyltransferase activity
Source: RefSeq, a predicted model, not a curated record